Molecule: messenger RNA, 474 nt
Organism: Pneumocystis jirovecii RU7
Lineage: Eukaryota; Fungi; Ascomycota; Pneumocystomycetes; Pneumocystales; Pneumocystaceae
Exons: 3
Coding region: 1-474 (157 amino acids)
Cellular component (GO): endomembrane system; membrane
Source: RefSeq, a predicted model, not a curated record
AUGAAUACUGAUAUUGGGAAUAUAACAAUCAUAAAAUUUAUAACACCAUUUAAUAUUGUUCUUUUUUUAAUCUUUAUUUAUUUAUUAUAUUCACGUUUUAAAUCAAAACAAAAUAUUUCUGCGUUUACACCAGUAAAACCUGAAGUUUUUCAAGAUUUUACACCUAAAACCUUAGAACGUUUUAAUGGAAAAGAAACAUAUAAAAUUUUUAUAAGUAUUAAAGGCAAUGUUUAUGAUGUUACAUCAGAAAAACGACUUUAUGGCCCUGAAGGUCCAUAUAGAAAUUUUGCAGGUAAAGAUGCAAGUAGAGGACUAGCAAAAGGAAGUUUUGAUAUAAAUAUGAUUAUGUCUCCUGAUGAACCUAUUGACAAACUUCUUGAUCUUACAGACGAAGAACGAAAUACAUUAGAUGAUUGGGAAAAGCAUUUUCAAAGAAAAUAUGAAGUUGUUGGAAAACUUAUUGAAAAUAUUUAA